AUGGAGCUCUUCCACCUGUACACGCUAUGUGCCAUCCUCAUCGUCUCUUCCCUUUACCUCCGCUUCUUCUUCGCUGGCAGCCGCCGCAACCUUCCCCCAGGCCCUCGCCCACUGCCUCUCGUCGGCAACCUCCUCGACCUCGGCGCCCACCCACACCGCUCCCUCGCGCGACUCGCGGCGCGCCACGGCCCGCUCAUGGCGCUGCGCCUCGGGGCGGUCACCACGGUCGUCGCAUCCUCCGCGGACGCCGCGCGCGACGUCCUCCAGCGCCACGACGCCGCCUUCUCCACGCGCUGCGUCCCGGACGCCGCCCGGGCGUGCGCGCACGACGAGCACUCCAUGGGCUGGCUCCCGCCGGGGAGCCCCCGGUGGCGCGCCCUGCGCAAGGUGUGCUCCGCGGAGCUCUUCGCGCCGCAACGCCUCGACGCGCACCAGUCCCUCCGCCGCGACAAGGUGCAGCGGCUCGUGUCGCACGUGGCCGGGCUGGCGCGCCAAGGCGCGGCCGUCGACGUCCGCCGUGUGGCCUUCACGACAGCCCUAAACCUGCUCUCCUGCACCAUCUUGUCCGCCGACCUUGCGGACCUUGAUGACCGCGGCGCGUCGGGUGAGUUCAUGGCGGUGAUCGAGGAGUUCCCGGUGGCCGUCGGGGCGCCGAACUUGUCAGACUUCUUCCCGGCAAUCGCGUCGUUGGACCCGCAGCGGCUGAGGGCGCGCCUCGUGAGGGUGUUCAAGAAGUUGCACGCCAUUUUCGACGAGCAGAUUGAGCGGCGUAUGCAGGAGCGCGCCGCCGGGGAUCCACCCAAGAACGACUUCCUGGACCUGUUGCUCGACUACCGCGGCGUGGAGGAUGGCCGGGGCUUCGAUCGGCAAACGCUGCUGUCAUUGCUUUCGGAUUUAUUCACUGCUGGGACUGAUACAAGCGCAUCCACAAUAGAAUGGGCGAUGGCGGAGCUGCUACAGAGUCCCUCGUUGAUGGCGAAGGCUCGUGACGAACUCGCCCAAGCUCUCGGCCCCAAACAAGAGAUCGAGGAAUCCGACGUCGGGCAGCUCAAGUAUCUCCAGGCCAUCGUGAAGGAGACGUUCCGCCUCCACCCUCCAGCGCCAUUGCUGCUGCCCCGCCAAGCCGAAACGACAACGGAGAUCAGAGGCUACACGGUGCCAAAGGGCACGCGCGUCCUGGUGAACGUGUGGGCGAUCGGGCGGGACCGCGAGCUGUGGGCCGAGCCGGAGAAGUUCGUGUGCGGAGAGGUUCCUGGAGAAGAAGGAGAUCGAUUUCCGCGGCAAGGACUUCGAGCUCGUGCCGUUUGGGUCCGGCCGGAGGAUAUGUCCCGGCUGGCUGCUGCUCGCAUGGUGCACCUCAUGCUCUCGACCUUGCUGCACCGGUUUGAGUGGAGGCUUCCGGCGGAUGUGGAGAGGAAUGGAGUGGACAUGUCUGAGACUUUUGGGGUGACGAUGGGGAUGUCUACGCCACUCCAGGCUAUAGCUAAACCAAUUUGA
Molecule: messenger RNA, 1497 nt
Organism: Miscanthus lutarioriparius
Lineage: Eukaryota; Viridiplantae; Streptophyta; Magnoliopsida; Poales; Poaceae
Source: the annotation of a GenBank genome assembly